This is a messenger RNA of Heterotrigona itama, 2122 nucleotides long. NCBI's taxonomy places the organism in Eukaryota, Metazoa, Arthropoda, Insecta, Hymenoptera, Apidae. The record is from the annotation of a GenBank genome assembly.
AUGCCUAAUUGUCAGAACGCGUAUAGUCUCGGAUCUCGGAAAAGCCCAUGGAAACCGUUUCGAAUUCGCGGCGGUUGGAAGAGUGUUGCUUUGGUUUGGCUUUGGAGACGGCGGGACAACGCGCGCGCCGGGCAAAAAGACGGAAAAGAAUCGACGAUGCGUCGCAUUCUACGACGGAUGGGAAAGCAGCUGGAUAGCGGGAGAGAGGUGAAGGGACAAAACGAGGCAAAUCGCGGAGCACGAAGGUCGAGGGAAACUGGUUUUCCUCGACGAAAGAAUGGCGCGACAGGAUUGUAUUGGAUCGCGGAGGCGAGGGAUGAACGGGAGCGACGACGUUCUUCCUUAGGGCACCGCAGGGAAAAAUUACAAGAGUUUCUUCUCGAGUUACCUGCUUUUCGAGUCGAAAAAGAAAUUCCGAGUUUUCCUGAAAUUCGCUGAGACUAGCUGCAUCGAGCGAAAAAGUCACGAAAUCCUAAUAUUCAGUGAAUAUCCGACCGAAUUGAAAUUGCGUGAUUGAAGUACGUUGCAAGUGUUAAUAAUUCGUCACAUCGGUCCGGAAGGAGUGGAAUAAGGUGACAGCAUGGUGGAGGAUACGUACCUGAGUGUUCCUGGUAUAUCCAUAGCCCAUAAACCUCUCGUCGUGCACCGGGACAAUAUCCUUCGCCACGUAGAAUGGUUCGUAAAGGAAUUCGAAGUUCGUCACAUCGUGGCUGAUGUACACCUUGCCGGUUUUUACGUUCCCGAAGUUUUUAUGAUUCGGUGAAGUAUCUAGUAUCCAUCUGAACGAAAAAGAAUAUAUAUACAUUAUAAACACACCUUCUGAUGGAAAGGCCUGGCCAGUCCCUUCCUCGCCAGCCUGACCAAUUCCGUCUUGUUCUGGGGGAAUCGGACGCGCGAGUCCAGCUCGUACGUCGGUAUCACGUAGGCGCACUUAUCACAGGUAUCGGUCCUCAGGAACUCGUCGAGGGCGCCGGUCAAAUUGAAGCUCGGCACGAUGUCCACGUCCGUAAGGAACACGUACUCCGACUGGCAGUUCUUCCUCGCCAAGUUCCUCAUGUGAUUCUGAGGAUAGACGUUCCGUAUCCGCCAGUUGGUCUGCUCGUUCGAGAUCCCGUUCAUCAGCUCGUUCAACGUCCCCUCCGGUUUGGCACAAUCCACCACCUCCGGCAGCUCGAAUUCACGUGGCUGCCUCUUCGGCGGCCUGACCCUUGGCACCGCCAAGGAGAAACUCACCCUCUCCCGUACGGGUUCGUAACACUUCCUAAGGUAGAUCAGGUACUUCUGAAGAACCUCGAACUCCUCGUCACCGGCCGCGUACAGAGCGACCGACAUCGGCCCGGUCCAGUGAUGGGCCGCCUGCACCACCGAGUGCAACUUCUCAAUCGAGCUCUGCGUGGCCAGGCAAACGCGAUACGCCUGCGACAACUCGACGAAACUGGACCCGACGAGGACGUGGUCGAACGUACGGAACAUUCGACGAGCGUCCCACCGGCCCAGCUUUAUGUUCAAUCUUAAAACGUUCGCGUCAGCUGGCUGCGGUUGGUAAUCUUGUGUAACGCAGUCCGACAGUUGCUGCUGUUGCUCGCGCUGUUGCUCUUUGAUCAGGCUACCGAGGUUCCACUCGGUCACGGCGUUUGACUCCAAAUCCCUGGGCACUUCGUCCGGGAUGCAGGUCUCCGACUGCAGCAACAGGAAAGUCAACAGCAUGUUUGAGAGAGCCAGGACGACCACGCUGGUCAGACUGAGGUUCCAUGGUCGGCAUCCCAACUGCAUAUGAAACAGAGAAUUUGUUAGAGUCGAUUUCUUUGAACAGCGACGAUGAUCGAAGGAAUGUGCGAAAGUGAAGCAAUCAGUGAUGUCAGCAAAACUGAAAUUCCCCAGUAGGCUAUUGCCUGACAAAAGAAUGAAUCUUCCAUCGAGAUGCAAUAUUAUGCUUAUAUUUUCUCAUGAAAGUUUCUACGUUUCAUUUUUCAUAAAGAGAAAAAAGAAAGAUACGAAAUUCAAUAUAUUUGGAUCUAACUGACACGUUGAACGCCACGGGGACCACCGGUUACCGGCGAAUCAAAGAUUAAUAAAAACAUAUAAUUCGAAUAAAUGUUAAAUUUUUCAAUAUUAGCUUCGU